CGGCGGUGGGGGUCCAUGUCCGGGCUGCGCGCGCUGCUGGGGCUGGGGCUGGGGUUGGGGCUGCUGGGGUCCGGCGCGCGCUCGUCGGCGCGGGGGCUGCUGGGGCCCGGCGCGCGCUGCCCGGCGCCGGCCUGGGGCGGCGCGCGCUGGGCGGGCGCGCGCCAGGGCGGGCCGGGCCCCGCCGCCAUGAUGAAAUACCUCAGCCAGCAAGAGGCGCAGGCCGUGGACCAGGACCUGUUCACCGAAUACCGAUUCAGUGUGGACCAGCUGAUGGAGCUUGCCGGGCUGAGCUGUGCCACCGCCAUCGCCAAGGCCUACCCCCCUGACUCCUUCCCCAGCAGCCCCCCAACCGUCCUGGUCUUGUGUGGUCCCGGGAACAAUGGAGGAGACGGCCUGGUCUGUGCACGCCACCUCAAGUUGUUUGGCUACGCGCCGACGGUGUAUUACCCCAAGAGGCCGAGCCGGCCGCUCUUUGAGGGCCUGGUGACCCAGUGUGAGAAGAUGGAGAUCCCCUUCCUCGCCGACAUCCCCCCCGAGCCCGCGCUGGUCGAUGAACUCUACGGCCUCGUGGUCGACGCCAUCUUCGGCUUCAGCUUCGCGGGUCCCGUGCGGGCACCGUUUGCUGACGUCCUGCAGGUCCUGGCCAAGGUGACGGUGCCCAUUGCCAGUAUCGACGUCCCCUCGGGCUGGGACGUCGAGAAGGGCAGCGCGGAAGGCCUGCAGCCGGACCUGCUGGUCUCCCUCACUGCCCCCAAGAUGUCCGCCCGCUUCUUCACCGGACGCUACCACUACUUGGGGGGCCGCUUCGUCCCCCCGGCCCUGGCCGAGAAGUACCAGCUGGCCCUGCCCCCGUACCCGGGCACCGACUGCGUCCUGCGCCUGAGCUGAGGUGGGCCGUGCCGCCGCCCCUCCUUUUCUCCGCACCCGGCGUGGGAUCCGGCCGCCAGUGACCGUGCACUAAUCCGUUUAAUAACAAACUCAGAUUUGGAAAUGA
Molecule: messenger RNA, 994 nt
Organism: Ornithorhynchus anatinus (platypus)
Lineage: Eukaryota; Metazoa; Chordata; Mammalia; Monotremata; Ornithorhynchidae
Gene: NAXE
Product: NAD(P)HX epimerase
Exons: 6
Coding region: 16-888 (290 amino acids)
Cellular component (GO): mitochondrion
Molecular function (GO): NAD(P)HX epimerase activity
Source: RefSeq, a predicted model, not a curated record